UGUACCGAAAAUAGCUAGCACUUUGUCCGCUCUUUCCAUGCACGAAACGUGAAAUUGUCGUCUUACAUGGUUCCGUGUAAAUAAACGAGGCGCGUAGAAGUAAAAAAGUGUAAACGGAAGUUGUUCUACGUAUUCUACAACCGUGUACAAAAUUCCACAGGACUGAUCAUGAAUGAUAAACAAGACGCCGACAAAUGGGUGAUGAAACAAGGAACCAAGUACAGACAACGUUAUCGAAAGGAAUGGGAAGAGUGUCCAGCUUUCAAAGGUUGGCUGGCUCCUGUGACUGAGAACCCGUGCAUAGCGUUCUGCAGGAACUGCAAAAUAACAUUUACAGCAAAGCUGAGUGACAUCCGUUCCCACUCCAACUCUCGUAAGCAUCAAAAGGCCAUGCAGGGUCAACUCCCUCGGAAAAGGAUGUCCAGUGUGCUUCGGUUGCAAGGCAUUGAGUCCCUGGACGUGUCCAACAUAGUGAAUUUGUACCGUGAAAUGUCACGUGUGCCCACGCCCAAGUCGGCCACCUUGUUGCUCAACCAAGACACAGUCAACCUGGAGACGGUGUGGGACAUGAGGGAUGUGGAGCAGGGAGAGCGUGUUGCCUUCACUCGCCACCAUGUGGGUCGAUUGGAUGCUGAAUCCAACCUCUCCUUCCAACCUGUUGGCCACCCUCAGACAUGCCCUUCUGAGUCCUUAACAGCGCAGUCACACUCUGGGGUGUACAAGGCUGUGCUGCGAAAAGUGAACAAGAAGGGAGAGGACAAACAGUAUAUUGAGUUUUGGGACCAAAAUUUGAAAUUAGACUCUGUCGAUCUUGAAAGUGUUGGAGUCCAUGGGAAGGUGCACGAGAAGGGUCCUUUUUACAGCUUCUGUUGGUCGAACAGCGAAAAUCAGGUGCUAUAUGUGGCGGAGAAGAAGCAACCCAAACGGGCAUCUUACUUCACUCGGAAUGAAAAAGACGAAAUGGAAAAGGGCACAGAAUUUUUGUACAGGGACGACUGGGGAGAACAACUGAAAGGCUUCUGCAGUCCUGUUCUGUGCACCAUCAAUGUGUACAGUUGUGCAAUCAACGUCAUCCAAAAUUUCCCGGAUGAUAUCUCACCUGGAGAGGCGGUGUGGGCUCCUGAGGACACUGGCAUUGUGUUCAUUGGUUGGGAUGGCAGCCCUUGGAAAUUGGGAGUGUAUGCCUGUAACAACAGAAGGUCUCAGCUGUACUAUUAUGACUUUGAGGGUGACAACUACAUAAGCAUUGGAGACACAGCCAAGUGCAUCUACUCACCUCGAUUCAGCCCCGAUGGGAACAUUUUAGUUUAUCUGCAAUCUGAGGUCGGGGGGCCACAUUUUCAGUCCUGCCAACUUGUAAAGUGCAACUGGGAGACGAAACAGACAGUCAUUGUUGUCGACACAGUUGCGUCGCCCGCCGGGAACGAUUUUCCUGGCCUGUACCUAAACAAGCUCCCACAAAAUUGCUUUAUGAGUGACUGCACAACAGUGGUCCUCUCCAGCUGUUGGCACAGCAAGUGGGAAGUGAUUGGUAUCAACACUGAGUUUGGAGAUCUGAUGAAGCUAAGCAGAGAUGAAACAGUUGGGUUUUGGGAGGUUCUGACAGUGAAAGAGAACUUCAUUGUGGCGGCCUUAUCAGCUCUCAAUUCUACGCCUCAUAUUGUUGUCGGUAUGCUGUCGUCGGAGGGGUCGGUAACGGUCUGGACUCCAGUGGAGCAAGAUGACAACAAGGUGUCUGGCAUCAGCUGGUACAUCCUGCAGUUCUCCCCACCUGACGAGUCAAACAUGAUUUUUGAAGCAACGCUCGUGACACCCAAGAAUGAAACCGACUUGCCUUUAAUUGUGUGGCCUCACGGAGGACCGCACACAUCCUUUCAUGCAGGGUUCCAGCUCUUCCCUAUACUUUUUGUCAAAUGUGGUUUUGCUGUUCUUCUUGUGAACUACAGGGGAUCUACUGGGUUUGGGGAAGAGAACCUUCGAUCCCUCAUAGGGAAGAUAGGCCAGCAAGACAUCUUUGAUGUACAGUGUGCAGCUGAAGUGGCUGCCCAGAGAGAUGAAAUCAACCCAGAUAAGAUGGUCAUCUUUGGAGGUUCUCAUGGGGGCUUCAUUGCCUGUCAUGCAAUUGGACAGUUUCCAAACUUCUACAGAGCUUGUGUUGUGAGAAACCCUGUGGUGGAUAUUUCAGUGAUGGGCCCUUCGGACAUCCCAGACUGGUUUUGGAUUGAAAGUGGCCUGGACAAUAACUACAAGUAUGAUACAGUGGCUGAACCUAAGCACAUGGAGGUCAUGUGGAACAAGUCCCCCGUGAAGUUCAUCAAGAACGUACGUGUGCCUUCAAUGUUUCUUUUGGGAGCCAAGGACGAACGAGUGUCGCCCUCUCAAGGAAUGAAAUUCUACAAAUCCCUCCUUGCGCAAGGCGUCACUGCUCAGUUGCACAUGUACGACAGCAAUCAUUCGUUAGCAGAUGUCAGCGUGGAGGCAGACUGCUUUGUAAAUACUGUUCUGUGGUUCAAGAAAUUCUUGAACUGAGUUGUUCAAUGCUGCACUGUUUGGGCUUCGAAAUAAACUGGGUGGCCUUUUCAGCUUACUACAGACAAAGUGAGGCCAAUGACUAUUUUAAAAA
Molecule: messenger RNA, 2623 nt
Organism: Ornithodoros turicata
Lineage: Eukaryota; Metazoa; Arthropoda; Arachnida; Ixodida; Argasidae
Product: acylamino-acid-releasing enzyme-like
Exons: 24
Coding region: 169-2529 (786 amino acids)
Biological process (GO): proteolysis
Molecular function (GO): serine-type endopeptidase activity
Source: RefSeq, a predicted model, not a curated record